Messenger RNA from Eutrema salsugineum, 1267 nucleotides. RefSeq lists its product as uncharacterized. Lineage: Eukaryota; Viridiplantae; Streptophyta; Magnoliopsida; Brassicales; Brassicaceae. Bases 25 to 1074 code for a protein of 349 amino acids. The transcript is spliced from 2 exons. The record is from RefSeq and is a predicted model, not a curated record.
ACAGAGAAAGCUUGCAGGACGACGAUGGCGCUCUUCGCUCUCUCGUCAUCUCUUUCUUCCUCUUCCUUCUGCCGUAAUUCUCGGAUUCCUUCUAUACGUUUCUCUCCUGUGUCCCGUGUUUCUCAUCCUAAUGUUUAUAAGCCAACAUUUGCUCCGCAAAAGUGUUUCAAUUCCGGCGCGAGCCUCCAUGGUUUUGGGGUUCCGGGUAAGUUUCCGAGUGUUAGGCUUAGGGUUUCGACGAGGUGCGAGAAAGAAGAUGCACAGAACGGUGAGAUAGAGGAUGAGGCGGAGCUAUUUGCGAGGCGAGAGAGCACGAUGCCGGAUAGAUUCAGACACUUGACCAAAGAAGCUCCGGACAGUCCUAUUAGAUGGCCCUGGUUUUUCGCAUUGGGAUUUCUCGUGUAUGCGUGGAGAGCAGUCUUGUUUGAACUAUCCAACUGGAGAAAGGCGACUUUCGCCAUCAUUGGAUUUCUUGGAGACCUUUCAAAGUUCGCAUUGGCCCUCGUCUUCCACUUUAUAGGUGAUCCCAUCACUUCUCUUAUCGCUCUCAUAGAGACUGCAACCUACAGUAUCCGGGCGUUCUACUCCGGGAUUGUGGCUUACACGCCAGUGAGAGAGUUAACCACGGUGAUCCUUCUUGCAUCCUCUGUGCUUGCAAUAGGAGAAGCAGUUUCACCAAACUCGAUCACCAAGCAGCCGUAUGUUGUAACUCUUGCGGGUCUCUUGGGGUAUGCAGCUGUGCAGAGUUACAUCUCUGAGCCGUUCUUCUGGACUGUCUUGGUUGGUCUGUAUGGAUACUCUCGGUUGAUAAAGAAGAGAGACGAUGUAACAUCGGCGCUUCCUUCUGCAGCUGUUCUUGCAGGAGUAGGGGAGCCAUGGGUUAGAGUGGUGGCCAUCACAGGGUAUCUGGCUCUAGCCAUGUAUCACAAUUCAACUAAGACCUCAGAAGAAGAAGAAGGACAGAGCUUAAGGAGGGCACCACCAAUUCCGUUGUUGGCUGCAGCCUUGGCCAUUGGCGUCCGGCUUGCUGCAAAAUGGGCUGGUUACAGACACUUGACUUGGAUGAUUGUUUGAUUCUCCGCUCGGUUGUUUCUGGAAAAAUAAAAUAAAAUUUUGAGACCAACAAAAGUAGUUUGUGUUGUACUUGUAGCUCACCCCCCAUGUAUUAAGGGUCCAACUGGUGACCAUAACUGAAGAAAGGAAUGAUAGGGAAUAUGAUAUUCCUUUCCAUUCCCAAAUAUUUUUACCAUUUAAAUGGAAUUUUUAU